AUCCAUGAGUCAGUAGCCACCUUGAGAGGAAACAGAGAGGAGAGCCAGGUACUUCGCAACUUGUUGGAUUUCAUCGACAGUUAUUUAUUAGCUGAUGGGAAACCUGAACUUCUUCGCUGUGCUUGAUACGCGGUGGGAAACCAGACCAGACACUCCAACCAGGUGGUAGAAGAGAGUUCCUCAACUCCAGUGGAUGAACUCAAUGUGGCUGUUACAAGUGCAGCAUUCAAGCACUAUGGUGUAUAGUUAAAGACCUAUGAGCAUAUUGACAGUAGCCAACAGUGAUAAUAUGCAAUCAAUCAAGCAAGAAGUGGACUCCAGUGAGUCCUUCAGUGGAGAGGAUGACCGGGUCCUGUCUGGGGCUUUACAAGAGGCUAACAGAGACGUGAUGGGCCACAAAACCUCUGCAAUUCCGUUCAAGGCUAAAACCUCUUGUCGCAGGAGAAGAGAGUUUAUCCCUGAGGAGAAGAAAGACAACCUUUACUGGGAGAGGCGUCGCAAAAACAACGAGGCGGCCAAACGCUCCAGGGAGAAGCGGCGUGUAAACGACAUGGUGCUUGAGAACAAGCUGAUGGCCCUCGGAGAGGAAAAUGCCUCCCUCAAGGCUGAGCUGUUGUCGUUGAAGCUGAAAUUUGGCCUGGUGAGCCUGGCAACAUAUGCCCAAGAAGUCCAGAGUUUAUCCAACUCCACCAAAAUCAAAGUCUACCAAGAGUUAUUUCCACCCAAUGCUAGCCAAAGUUCUUCCAGCAGGGUUUUGGAGCCUCUUCACUCGCGCAGUAGCUGCAUAUCAGUCAUCAAGCAUUCACCUCACAUGCCCGAGACUUGCACUGCGACUCAGGGCUCCUUUGGUAUCUGCAGGACUACAGAGGUCAAGCAAGAACCAGCAGAGAGAGGCAGUUCUGCACAAGAGAGGAGGAGUCCCUACGAACUGUAUAGAAACUACAUGGCCAGCCCUUUGUCUGGAGGCUACUCCCAGCCUGCUGCAUUCCUGCCGCUCACCAGGUCGUCCAGUAACUCCCCCAGGAGCUCAGAUGAUGGUGCUGUAAGCAAAUCAUCAGAUGGUGAGGAUGAGCAGCAGGUCCCCAAAGGGUUAGUGCAGUCUGUAGCUGACCCAAGAAGUGUCAUUGUCUCCACACACAAAGUGCCAGAUGCCAGUUCUUCAGCUUUGCCCCAUAAACUGCGGAUCAAAGCCAGAACCAUCCAAAUCAAAGUGGAGGCCAUCGACCCUGAAUACCCGUCCUCCUCUCCCGUCACAGUUUCAGAGGGAGGAUGCUACCAGACCACUCCGGACUCAUCAGAGUACAGCCAGUCCUCCCCGUGCCCUUUGUCGUUACAGGUCACCAACAUGCAAGACUGGACCCAGCAGUCUGAGCAGUGGCAUAAGGGCAACACAGAGACUCUGCAGAAUGGCUGCUGGAGUAGCAGGCUCACCACGAGCCCCGUCUCAAACAAACCCACUGUGGAUGUAAAGGAAGGCUCCUCUGGACUCUCAGAUGGUGAGGACUUGUAUCUUAAACAGGGCCCUGCCGAGCUCUCUGCUCGGAAAACACUUAUCACAGCACAGCAAGGGUCUGUGAUAGAAUCAACCAAAAGCACCACUGAUCAUCACGAGUCAUUAACAAAAGGCUGUUCCUCUGCAUGACCUUAGUUUUGUUGUAUUUCCACUGUAUUUGCUGUUGCACUGUGUGGUUGAUGUUGCGGUUAAACAAUGUUUUGAUUACUGUACAUUUUCAAAUAAACGGUGUUCAAAUCAUAGCUGUUGGGGAACAAACUAAGGCUGUUACCUGUACUGUUAUAUUCACGUGGUACAUUUAAUAUAAUGACUUCAAUCAGUACAACAGUCACAUCACUCUGCUCAUCAGAGCUACUCUUCUCUAACACAAGUCAUGUUAUUGCUAAUGUUCAGUAUAAUGUGGCUCCAUGUUUAACAGGUAAAUGCAUUAACAGCUCAUUAAAACGUGGGCAGAUCAGAAAACAAGGAGACUUUAUAAUUAGGAUUUCUGGGCACUAUUUGAGAAUUUACAGUGAAUUGUUAAUCGGUGAUGUGUGACAUGCAUCAUUAAUGUAUAGGAUAUUAAUAAAUAUCUGUAAAGCUUUUAUUUUUUAUGAUUCAUAACUGCUGUGACUGGGCCAUCAGUAAACACCUGUCACUGAACUGUAGUGCUUUGAUUUAGUGGAGCAGGAAAAGGCCCAGUUAACAGUCUGGACAUUCUUCUCUUUAAAGCUGAAAUCUGUUUGAACUAAUGUAGUAAUAAUAUUGUAUCCAUCUGUAUUUUGCCGUGGUGACGUGGAGAUGCAGUGCAUACCUCUGCUUUAAGGAAAUGUUUUGUAGUGCUUCAUUUUAUGAGUUUAUAAUUUCUUAAUUUCCAAGAUGUUUCCUGGAAAGUUGUAAUUAAAUACAAAUAAUGGGAAAAACUGAUGUUUAUGGACUUUGAUUCAAAUUAACUGCUAAUGUAAUCUAGAGGUUAUUUAAGCAGUGCACAGCAGAUGGCCGGACAUGCAAAACUAUUGAAUUUGUCAACAAAUAUAUAAUUGAACAUAAAGUUUGAAAUAUUAAAUGAAUAAAUAUUUACUCAACUUUAAAUGACCACCCUAUUUUCCCUAUAAUUAAUAUCAAAUUAUAAAAGUUAUUUUCAGGAAACUUUCUAAGAAUACAUUUAAAGUCCAGAAUCUCUGUUCUCUUUUGUCCGGGUGUUCAUGCUGCUCACCUUCAUCACUCCAGUGAACGAUACUUAUAUUCUGUAUGUUGCACUCAAUGACAAUCACUGCAUUCCAGCAGCUGAAACAACUGACUCGACCACCACACACUCCAUUGUCUCUGCUGUAGUUGUAAAAUGCAGAAGGUUACAGAUUUUGGCUUUAACCUCAAUUUAGCGUAAUCUCUUUUAAACGGCUCUGCUGCACUGGUUCACUGUUUGCCAAAUAGCCAUCACUUUUAUUUUUUAUUUUUAGAGGAUUUUCUUAAAAACUGACUGUGUGUGAAACCGGCUGGAGAACUGUGAUUAGCAUCUGAUGGAGCUGAGAACAAUGUAACUGAAUUUACACAUUGUAUCUUCAAAUGUUAUCAACUUAUAGAACAUUUACAUUUGUAUUAUCAAAAAGUGUCCAGAGAUUCAGUAUUUUCCCCGUACAGUUCUUGUAAUUGUAUUAAUUACUGUUUAAUUACUGAGCUCAGAAGCAUCGGGGGUUGAGCAAAUGGCUCACUGCAUUUAUUCAUUUCUUAUAUCUAUUUGGGUGAUUACAUCACACCUCCUCCCUUCUCUGUAGCCAAUUUACAUGUGUUAUUCAAGUGUAUUCCCCCGUUCAUUUGAAAUGAAUGCUGUUCAUUGGUUAUCAUAGUUUGGAAUAUCUCGUUGAUGAUGAUGAUGAUGACGCCAACUGCCCAGCAGCCUGAAGUCCAGCUACCUGUAUCUGAACACUUUUCUCAAGAUUGUUUUGUUCACAAUAAAUGUCUAAUC
Messenger RNA from Cottoperca gobio, 3458 nucleotides. It is a transcript of the gene nfil3, whose product is annotated as nuclear factor, interleukin 3 regulated. Lineage: Eukaryota; Metazoa; Chordata; Actinopteri; Perciformes; Bovichtidae. Gene Ontology annotation, cellular component: nucleus. Gene Ontology annotation, molecular function: DNA-binding transcription factor activity; DNA binding. The transcript has 2 exons. Bases 257 to 1642 code for a protein of 461 amino acids. Gene Ontology annotation, biological process: regulation of DNA-templated transcription; DNA-templated transcription; circadian rhythm. The record is from RefSeq and is a predicted model, not a curated record.